Uranotaenia lowii is the source of this 890-nucleotide messenger RNA. RefSeq names its product regulator of microtubule dynamics protein 1-like. Gene Ontology annotation, molecular function: microtubule binding. The coding region runs from base 72 to 776 and encodes 234 amino acids. The record is from RefSeq and is a predicted model, not a curated record. NCBI's taxonomy places the organism in Eukaryota, Metazoa, Arthropoda, Insecta, Diptera, Culicidae. Gene Ontology annotation, cellular component: mitotic spindle pole; spindle microtubule; cytoplasm. The transcript is spliced from 3 exons.
UCGAAUCUGGAGUCAGUCGUAGCCUCUCGGGUAGACAAAUCGGUAAGAUUUUGGAGGUGUUUUCGAGAAACAUGGAUGAAGGUCUUAGUGAUGUUUUGGAGAAAUCUGAUCGACUAUUUGAGGAUUGCAAAUUUGAAGAAGCGGUUCAGCUGCUGAAACCACAUGUGAAUUCAAACAAAUUUGAGGUUCUGUGGCGUGCAGCCCGAGCAAUUAACGCACUUUUCAAGGAACUUAUCGGGAGUCAGUCAAAAAAGGCAAAUGCUUUGAUCCCAGAAGGAUUCCAGAUAGCGUCGACCUUGCUCGAAAAAUAUCCACAAGAAUCCAAAACUCACCAAUAUUACGCCAUAUUUCUCGGUCAGAAAGCGGAAAUCGAUGGAGUACGGAAGCAAAUCCUGUCGCUAACCACAAUUUUGGAUCACAUAAAAAAGGCGCGAGAAUUAGACCCACAGGAUCCACUCGGAUGGCAUUUGGAGGGAAAUUUCUACGAAAAGUUGUGCAGCCUUCAAUGGUUCGAGAAAAAGUUUGCUGCCGCUUUGAUACCCGACUUGCAGUGGCCGAGCUAUGACGAUGCUCUCCGGUGUCUGUUGAAGGCAGAAGAACUGAAACCGAAUUUUUCGUCUCUCAAUUUGUACCUGAUUGGGAAGGUUUACUACGGGAUGAAAGACUACGACUCUGCUAGAAGUGUUCUGGAACGAGUGAUAAAUUGGAAACCUGUAAGGACUGCAGACGAUAGAUUUUCUAUAGCAGCAGCUCGGAAGCUUCAGCAAAAGCUAUAAAGAAUAAAAAAAUAAUGUUCGUCAAUUUCUAUUUCGUUUCAUUUAUUUCAAUUAAAAAAACUGUGAAUGACAUCAUGAGGAUUUUUUUCUGAAUUUAUAUAUUCUAGAAACUUA